Messenger RNA from Kazachstania africana CBS 2517, 1692 nucleotides. It is a transcript of the gene RSC4, whose product is annotated as Rsc4p. The transcript has a single exon. Gene Ontology annotation, molecular function: protein binding. The record is from RefSeq and is a predicted model, not a curated record. Bases 1 to 1692 code for a protein of 563 amino acids. Gene Ontology annotation, biological process: chromatin remodeling. Gene Ontology annotation, cellular component: RSC-type complex. NCBI's taxonomy places the organism in Eukaryota, Fungi, Ascomycota, Saccharomycetes, Saccharomycetales, Saccharomycetaceae.
AUGCCUCCAAGAAAGAGAAAGACCGUUGAUGAACAACAAGUAGUCGUUGAGGAAUCCCCCAAGUACGUGGCAGGGAAAGUUCCUAGAACUCAAGGUAGACAGCCGGAAGUCGAUUAUUCACAACCAUUAGAUCCUAGGUCUGAGCUGUUUGUAGAUCAUUGGAGUGUUCCUAAAUUCAAUAGAUUUGUUACUUUCACGUUGGAUCAGCUCUCAGAGACGUAUAAAGGUGUGUUCAAAGAUUUUAUCAAAUUGCCAAGUAGAAAAUUCCAUCCACAGUAUUAUUACAAAAUCCAGCAACCUAUUUCGAUCAAUGAAAUUAAAUCCAGAGAUUAUGAAUAUCAAGACGGUCCACACAAUUUCCUUUUAGAUGUCGAGCUGCUAGCCAAAAAUUGUCUCUCUUACAACGAAUCUGAUAGUUUAAUUGUGAAAAAUGCUUUCCAAAUGAUAAAUUUUGUCAAGUAUGAGACAUUAAAGGCAAAAAAUGUGAAAAGAAACUAUAUGAUGCAUGACGAGAUUAAGACGAGAUUAAUUAGAUAUCUGGAGAGAGUUAUUAAUGCUACGGAAAAGAUUGUAAAUGAUGAACUUGGCCGUCCAAAGAGAGAAGGUCUAGAUGAUGAAAUUAAACUAAGUGAUCCCUUCAUGGAAUUUGUGGAUAAAGAUGAACUGCCAGAGUACUAUGAAGUUAUUCAUAGGCCCUCUGCUAUCUCUGAAGUUAAAAAGAACUUAGAUUUAAGUUACUAUCCCAAGAUUUAUGAUUUCAUCAUCGAUAUGCAUUUAGUUUUCCAAAAUGCUCUAAUCUUUAAUGAUUCAACGUCGUUAAUCUAUGAAAGUGCCUUGAAUCUAUUAGAAUAUUUUGACCAUUUGAUUUUAGAUGAAUUUUUCCCUGAACUAAAAGAUUUAAGCGAACGUGGUGAAUUGAAAUUAGAAGUUGAUCAAUUCGAAUACGAAAAAUAUCUGGGAUCUUCAACACAGCCAAAUCAAAUUGUACUUCCUGAUGACGAUGAGGAUGAUGAUGCAUAUAAUAAUAUUGAGGGUCUCGGUAAUGGAUAUACACGUUCAUUGCUGACAGAGGAUUACCUCUUGGGACCAACAACCAACAAUGAGCCACAACUAAAGAAGUCAAGAAUAUAUUCCAUUGGAGCUGAUGAGGAAAGACCAGAGAUUUUGAAAUAUAACAUUGUCAAAUCAAUAAAUAAAGAACCAAUAUCCGAGCAAUUUACAAUGAAAUUCAAACCAUUUAACAUGAUAGAUGAAGUAACAUUGUUUGCUUCUAAAAGUCUAUAUAAUCAAGCAAUAAAUCCAAUGCCAGGUUCAAGACCUGCCUGUACACAAAAUUGGUUAGAAUUUACUUUCAAAGCCAAUGAACUAAAUCAAAAUGAAAAUAUUUUUUCGUUCUCAUUAGAACCAGUACAAACGUUUCUAACGUUGGUAGCAAACGUGAAAGAUCCAAAAUUAAAGUCAUCGUUAACUUUGAACAGAGAAAGUGUUAAACCAAGAGAUGAUGUCAAACCAAAAGUGAUAAAACCUGAAAAUGAAGAUGCAAAACCAGAUUUGGAGGAAGUCGACAAUGAUCCAAUUACCAAAUUUGAUAUUAGAUUGAAUGAAGGCCUCAAUUAUCUAGAAUACAAAUGCGAAAUGGAAAAUGCUGAAGAGAGCGAAUUAUUGAGGUUCUGGAUUAAUGUACUACCAUGA